Penicillium waksmanii is the source of this 2144-nucleotide messenger RNA. RefSeq lists its product as uncharacterized. NCBI's taxonomy places the organism in Eukaryota, Fungi, Ascomycota, Eurotiomycetes, Eurotiales, Aspergillaceae. Gene Ontology annotation, biological process: regulation of DNA-templated transcription. Gene Ontology annotation, molecular function: DNA-binding transcription factor activity, RNA polymerase II-specific; zinc ion binding. Bases 18 to 2144 code for a protein of 708 amino acids. The transcript has 3 exons. The record is from RefSeq and is a predicted model, not a curated record.
CCAUAACCGCGCUGGCUAUGGGUCGAGUUGUAAAGAAUCAGGCAGAUACCUCGCGGUCACGCCCGGUUUCUUGCGUAUUCUGCCGGUCGCGUAAGCUCCGAUGUAGCCGGAACUUCCCUUGUACGAAUUGCGUUAGUCGCGGCCUUGACUGUCCACAUCCUUCCUUGCCUUCAGCACAAACAGACCGUUCGGCCGAAAUACUCGUACCGACUCAAGAAUCCGCUAGCGUCGAAGAAGACGUCUUGGCGCGUCUGCGCAGACUAGAGGAGAUCGUCAUUGGCCACGGUGUAACACCUCCAAUAGCCUCCACUGGGUCCUCGAUGCAUGCUGGGACUCCGCCUUCCCAUGCUUCACCCGGUUCGUUUGCACGGAAAUUUGAUCACUACAAACGUUCAGCGAGCUCCCCGUCAAGCCAUGUUGACUGGCUGGAAGGCGAGAUAUCUCACCCUGCUUCAACGAACUGUCUGGUUUCGUACGAGAUUGAAUUCAAAACAUGCUCUAUCAAUAUUGCAACAUCUCCCAGCUCCUUUUCUAAUCGGGGAAACACGCCCAUCAGAUGCAUUUGGCUUCCACUCCACGAAGAGUCAAUGCACAUCGUCGACAAGUAUCUCGUUGAUAUUACACAUCUCCAUCAUGUGGUUCACGCGCCGUCGGUACGGUCGUUGGUUCGUGAUAUCUAUUAUUGUUUGAAUCAGAAGAGCGACCCCCGGCUUGGAGAUGCUUGUCUUCUCUCGGCGAUGAUUACUAGCACUCUUUUCUUCUGGACGGAACGGGACACACCGGAACCCCUGUUCACCUCCGCGGAGGCAGCCUACGAAAAGACCUCGUUGUGGCUGCAGAGAACCCUUGAUUUACUUGAUCUGUCUCGUCGAAUAGGAUCUGGCACCAUCGAAGAGGUCCAAGCAACAAUCAUUGUAGGUUUUGUUAUUUGCAACAUGGUUGGCAUCUCAUCUCAGGCACAUUUCUGGUUUUCCUCUGCCACAUCCAUCGCAUGGCAGCUAUCUCUUCACCGGAUUGAUCACCCACAAAAUGGAGACUUGAAUGUACCUCGCCCAGACUCCGUAAAAGCAGAGGUGGCACGAAGGGUCUGGUGGAACUUGGUCGGGACCGACUGGCAAUUCUCUCAGUAUGCAGGUGCCCAAAGGGGCAUGUACAUGAUAAAUCCUCGACACAUGGCGACAAGAAAGCCCAUCAAUUCGAAUGAUGAGGAUCUUGUUGAUGGAAUGGAAGGAGUCGGCCAGCCCAUCGACCAACCCACCUCCAUGUCCUAUUGCCUGCAAAGAUUUCGUCUCGCUGAGCUUUGUCGCGAACUUACUGACAGUGAGCCAUUUCCAAACACUGGACAAGGGCCAACAAACUACCAGAGAAUACGAGACAUUGACGCAAGAAUGAUUGAAUUCAUUGACAAUCUACCGCCGUUCUUUUCCCUCGACUUUGAGGUCGACCAGCUACCUGACUCGGAUCCACGCAGAUCGACCCCGAUCACUGUUCAGCGAUACAUUCUCAACUGCCUCGUCAAUGCCCAAAGGUGUCGCAUACACCUGCCAUAUUUAACCAAGAUAGCCAAGGACUCAAAGUACCUAUACUCGAGAACUGCGUGUCUCGAGGCGGCCAGAAUGGUAAUUCGCACUGAGCGACAGUUGCGGACCGAGAAUCUACCAUUCGUUCUGAUGCGACUGAAAUCCUCCGGCAUCCUGCACUGCGUAUGCAUGGGAAUCAUCGUUCUAUUGAUGGACGUCUGCCUGAACAGAAAUUUUCAGACAGGCGACGAGCGUGAAAUCCGCAUGGAGAUUUUCAGCGCAUUCUCCAUUCUAGAAGAAGCAAAGGGUCAAUCGCCAUUCGCAGAGAGAAUUCUGGGAUCGUUCUACAGAGUCUUACAGCGAUACAAUAUCCAGUUUGUUCCGCCUGAAAAAAAUCCACUACCCCGGCCCGAAGACAGUGCCGAAAUCGACCAGUCAUCGGUACCUGCAGCUCAAAAUGUUCCGAUGAUAUUGCCAGAUCAAGAGGCUAUUUUCGAGGUGGAGGACCCCAUACUUCCGUCUUUCAAUGAUUUCUUUGACGAGUUCAGCGCCAAUGUUGAUCCAGGCAACCUUGACUGGGAUGCAUUGUUUCCCGGACUUGAAUCGGCGUUCGUAUCGAUGUGA